Arvicanthis niloticus (Nile rat) is the source of this 1872-nucleotide messenger RNA. Lineage: Eukaryota; Metazoa; Chordata; Mammalia; Rodentia; Muridae. The record is from RefSeq and is a predicted model, not a curated record.
AUGGGGGACCAGAUGAGGAACACUAUCUUGGGUGGAGCUCCAUGGAAAACGGAAGAAGAAGAGUAUCCCAAGCUCUUGAUAGGUUGCCCUCACACAAGAUCUCUCUCAACAAGCCCAGCCAUUCAUCAUGGCCAGUGCUAUGAAGAAUUACAUCGAGUGCAUGCUCACAGGUCUGAAUGUGGCUUUGGUCUAGAUGGGGAAGAGUAUGCCAAUGAUGGCCGCUUAGUCAAAGAUGGUCAUCCUCCUGUGUUAGCCUCCCAAAUGCUGGAAUUAAAGGCCCGCCUGCCACAUUUUAGCAUCUUGUUUCGAAGCUGCACUUCCAAAUUUCUCCGCCACGGGGCACCCAUCAGUCAGCUGGUGUCCGCGGUUCUGCUAGGUGAGAUGCUGCAACCCAAGCGCUACAAGCGGUCUCCCGGGCGUGUUCGAAGUCCAACUUUCCUUGACCUAAUACAGAAAGGUCCCUGGGGCAUGGUGACACCUGGAGUCGCCAAGCUGGAGCUGGAAGUGGAGUUUCGUGGGUUCGGGGCCGCGGCUGCUGGGCAACGCCUCCUCCAGACCGAGACCCCAGCGCAGAAUGACCAGAAGGCGGUGGCCUCCCGGCGGAGCGUGCUACGCUGGUUCUCCACCGCGGUCCUGUAUGCCGCCUUCCUGGGGCUGGGAAUGACUGUUGCCAUAUUAGGACCCACAUUUCCAGACCUGGCGAGAAACGUGAACCGCAACGUCAGCAGCCUUUCCGAAAUCUUCGUGGGCCGCGCCCUCGGCUACUUUUGUGGCUCUGUGGUUGGUGGGGUGCUUUUCGACUGCAUGAAUCAGUUUCUACUUUUGGGAACCUCACUGUUGGCUACCACAGUUGGUCUUUAUCUUGUCCCCUUCUGCAAGACGGCAACAUUGCUGAUUGCCAUGAUGUCUGUGUUUGGUGUCUCAUUUGGCGCUCUGGAUACAGGUGCAAAUGUCCUCAUCUUGGCUCUUUGGGGGGACAAAGGAGCCCCACACAUGCAGGCCUUGCACUUCUGUUUUGCCUUGGGCGCCUUUCUGGCUCCCCUGCUGGCUAAGUUGGCCUGGGGUACAGCAGCAUCUGCUCAGAACCACACCGAGUCCGACUUUAACUCUCUAGUGCUGAACCGAUCCUCCAAAGCCGCCUCAGACUCUGUGUUCGCGGUACCCGAUGACAUGAAUCUGCUGUGGGCAUAUGCUUCUAUCGGCACCUACGUUUUAGUAGUCUCUGUCUUUCUGUUUGGUCUGUUUUGUAAGAAACAUUCAAGGCAGGAAAAGUCCGCAGCAUCAGCUCAGGGAGCUCGCAGGGCUAAGUAUCACUGGGCCCUGCUGUGCCUCCUCUUCCUCUUCUUCUUCUUCUAUGUGGGAGCCGAGGUGACCUAUGGCUCUUACGUAUUCUCCUUCGCCACCACCCACGUCGGCAUGGAAGAGAGCGAGGCAGCUGGCUUGAACUCCAUCUUUUGGGGGACCUUUGCAGCCUGCAGGGGCCUGGCCAUCUUCUUUGCGACGGUCUUACGGCCUGGAACCAUGAUCGUUCUGAGCAACAUAGGCAGCCUGGCCUCGUCUUUCUUUCUGGUGCUUUUUGAUAAGAAUUCUCUCUGUCUCUGGAUCGCGACUUCUGUGUAUGGAGCCUCAAUGGCAACCACGUUUCCCAGCGGCAUCUCUUGGAUUGAGCAGUACACCACCUUAACUGGGAAAUCUACAGCAUUCUUUGUAAUUGGUGGUACCCUGGGAGAAAUGGCCAUUCCUGCAGUCAUCGGAAUUCUUCAGGAACACUACCCGGAUCUGCCAGUGGUUCUGUACAUAUGUCUGGGCUCAGCCAUAUUCACGGCUGUUCUAUUUCCUGUGAUGUAUAAAUUAGCCACCUUACAUUUGUAA